Molecule: messenger RNA, 14223 nt
Organism: Phytomonas sp. EM1
Lineage: Eukaryota; Euglenozoa; Kinetoplastea; Trypanosomatida; Trypanosomatidae
Source: the annotation of a GenBank genome assembly
AUGAUUUUAACACCGACAACUUUACGCAAUUUGGAAAAUGUUAAAGUUGGCCUGCAAUCGUCAAAGGCUGUACUUAUCCAAGGUGAAAUUGGUUGCGGCAAGAGUAUCAUAGUUCAUUUUUUAGCUGAGCAACUAGGCAAGAAAGAAUCUAUGAUACAAAUAAAUGUGGAUGACACAUUUGAUAAUAAGGACCUUUUAGGGAAGUUUUCUGCCACCGAUACACCUGGAACAUUUGAAUGGGUACCAGGACCUCUUACUGUUGCCGUACAAAAGGGCUACUGGAUUUUAAUGGAGGACAUUGAUUUAGCAUCGUUCGAUGUGUUUUCCGUCAUUCUGUCACUUUUAGAAAACUCGACGUUAUUCUUAGCAGACAAGAAUGUAACUAUCCAAGCACAUCCUGACUUUAAAUUAAUAGCUACGCAGCAGCUCUACGCCUCUGGAACUUCACUUUUAUCAUGCCGGACUAAUACUGUUCCAUUUAUGGAACUUUGGGGAGCAGUUAUAAUGGAGCGAGUACCACCUGAUGAAAUUCUCACUAUCAUUCAGUCCCUGUAUAGUGAUGUCCCCAGAAGUACCGUGGAAAACUUGGCAUCUCUAGUAUUCGAUAAAAACAGAGGCCCUUUGUUGAUGCUCAGAGAUCUUUUAAAAUGGAGCUUGAGGGUUGAUAAGAGGUUUAAGCAAAUUGAUGAAACUCAUAAGGGGAAGAACAGUAAUAAUAAUGAUAAUACAGGAUUUAUUCCUUCAACUCUACGUGAAGGAAUGCUAAAGGAAGCAUUUGAUUGCUUUUUAGCGAAGUACCCUCCCGGGAAGUCAAGAGAUCUUAUGCUCGCUAUGGUAGCCACUGCAUGUGGUGUUCCGGAAAAUGUAGCAAAUCCGAUAGUAUUUGCUAGCAAACCUAUUGAAAAGACAUCAGACGGGAUUUAUUCAAUUGGACGUGUGACACUUCCUUGUAAUUCUUUUGCUAAGGAAGCUUCGGAUGAACGGAUUAUUUUUGCCCCCACAAUGCAUUCUAUGUGCUUGUUGGAAAGACUUGCUGCUUGCGUGCAAUGCCGUGAAAACGUUUUGUUGAGUGGUGAAACAGGUGUCGGUAAGACAUUUAUUGUACAAUACCUUGCGGGACAGCUUGGCCAAAAAUUAAUUGUGCACAAUCUCAAUCAGCAGACUGACACAUGUGAUUUUAUGGGCGGGUGGAAGCCUUUGGACGUUGGCCUACCGAUACGUGAAGCAUACUUGAACUUUGUGGACCUGUUCUCAAAAUCUUUUAACCUUGAGAAAAAUAUUGCCUUUUUAAACACACUUCAGCAAGUUGUGAACUCACGUAAGUGGGAUCGUGCUCUUCGCCAAAUGCUCAAAGGAUGUGAAACAUUUUUGAUUAAAAAUGAGCGGAGCCCGUUUUCAUUAGAAAUUCAAAAUCAAUGGAAGGCACUUCAGAAUCAAACAGAGGAAUUAUUAAAUACAGUUGAAAAAACACGAACAACAUUCUCUUUUUAUUAUGAAGAGGGAUCCCUUGUUAAAUCCUGGAGAGAAGGGCACUGGAUUCUUCUAGACGAGUUGAACCUAGCCUCUACGGAGGUGCUAGAACGUGUUUCAUCUGUUUUAGGAGAUGUCGAUCGACUAUUUUUAACAGAUAAGGAAAAUAUCGAGCCCAUCUUGAGACAUCCCAAUUUCCGUGUUUUUGCUAACAUGAACCCCCCUACAGACGUCGGUAAAAAGGAUUUGCCACCUUCCUUGCGGUCGCGUUUUACAGAAUUUUAUGUGAGUGAACCUUUUAAUCCAACGGACAUUAAUGUUAUUGUCCAAGAGUACAUUGGUUUUCUCGCUCCAGACACACCGAAGGACUGUAUUACUAAUUUUUUCCUUGAUUGUGUGCUGAAUGCUAAAUCCCAGCUCUGCUCCUUAGAUGGGGAGUCGAAACCACCAUCGUUUAGCCUGCGUACCCUCACUCGAGCUCUUUCAUACGUUAGAAAGGCUGCCCCUUUGUAUGGAUACACGGUGGCAUUAUAUGAUGGUCUGAUGCUUGGGUUUGCAACGCCGCUACAACGUCAGUUUCAUGCGGUAGUGGAGAGCCUUAUCGUGAAAAAUAUUUUUCAUGGUAAAAAACCUGCUUGCCCACGAUUACCACCGCCUCCACAAAGCGGCCGUCACGUGCAAUACGAGCACAUAUGGAUCCCAGCUGGAGAUCAGGAAUGUGUUAAGGAUCCUUCCUUCAUCUUGACAGAUAGUGUAAAAGGGCAUUUAACUAAUCUUGCACGAGCGGCUUUUGCUAACCGUCCUGUUCUGUUGGAAGGCCCGACAUCGUCUGGCAAGAGUUCUAUGGUCAAAUACUUGGCCGAGUUAACUGGAAACAAAUUUGUCCGUAUCAAUAACCAUGAAAGUACCGAAGUACAGGAAUACCUUGGGCAUUAUGUGACCGAUGAAUUUGGGAAGCUACGGUUCGUCGAUGGAAUUUUGGUUACCGCUGUUAGGCGUGGCUACUGGGUUGUGUUGGACGAGCUUAACUUAGCACCGACAGACGUACUGGAAGCUUUAAACCGCCUUCUGGAUGACAAUUGUGAGCUGUUUAUACCAGACACUCAAGAGGUCAUCAAACCACAUCCCCAGCUUCGCAUUUUUGCUACACAGAACCCGGCAGGUGUAUAUGGUGGGCGAAAGCUCCUUUCGCGUGCCUUCCGCAAUCGCUUUUUAGAAAUAACCGUUGACGAAAUUCCAAACAAAGAAGUUAAAUUAAUUCUGCAGAAACGGUAUACAUUACCGGCAAGUUUUGCUGAAAAAAUGGUUGAAAUCAUGACCAAUUUACAGACACGGCGCCAAAAUUCCCAAAUUUUCGCCGGACGGCAUGGCUUUAUCACUCCACGUGACUUAUUUUGCUGGGCUGAGCGCAAACCGAGCACCUUUCAAGAACUUUCCGAACAUGGCUUUCUCUUACUUGGUGAACGAUGUCGUAAACCAGAAGAGAGACAAAUUGUACGAGAUGUCAUUGAGUCGGUAACACGAACUGUGAUUGAUGACGAUCUGAUUUACUCACCUUCCCAUUGGCCAUUUGUUCAAGAGUACUUCAAGAAGGUGGAGGGGGGUGCUGUUGAUGAGUACAAAAUUGUGUGGACGCCCUCAAUGCAGCGUCUAUUUACAAUUGUUGGGCUGUGCCUUGAGCACAAAGAGCCUGCUCUUCUAGUAGGUGAGACUGGAAGCAGCAAAACUACAAUUUGUCAGCUCUGGGCGGCUUUACUCGGCCUUCCGUUGCAUAUCCUGAAUUGCCAUCAGCAUACGGAAGCAGCGGACUUUCUCGGGUGUCUCUGUCCGGUCUCUCCAGACCGUCGUGAUGGUGCUUUGUUUGAAUGGCACGACGGACCACUGGUGCAGAGUAUGAUUAAUGGUGACUUUUUCGUUCUCGACGAAAUUUCUCUCGCGGAAGAUAGCGUUCUGGAGGGACUGAACAGCUUACUAGAGCCCUCACGCAGCAUAACCCUCACGGAAAAGAGCUCAGCAGACCACAUUGUUGCUCAUGAGAAGUUUCGGAUUAUGGCAACGAUGAAUCCGGGUGGAGACUUUGGCAAAAAAGAACUUUCACCAGCCUUGCGCAACCGCUUUACAGAAAUCUAUGUUCGACCCACUACAAGUAAAGAUGAGGUUUCACUUAUCCUUUCCAAACGUUUGGAACCUGGGGUCGAAAUGUGGGCCGAUAAAAUUGCCGAUAUGCUUUGUAGUUUCUCUGACUUGGUUUGCCAAUCUAAAGCUCAAACACACAUCAGCAUUCGUGAUGUUAUUAGCUGGGUUUCUUUUAUGAACGCUGCGCAUAACAGGUGUCCACCUACCCUGGCAUUUUUGCAAGGGUUUGAUGCGGUCAUUUUAGAUGGUAUUGGCGUCGGAGUUGGGCUAUCAGGGGCUCCUGUAGAGAUGCUCAAGCGGAUAUGCCUUGAAAAAGCACAAAAACUCUGCGGGAUAGACCCGAAAAGUGAUGCGACACUCAGCCAGCCAUUUUGGACGUUUUUCGAGUCCAUGCCAGAACCACAGCUUCCACCCGAUAUGCAGAAGCGCUUCUUCUUUGGGGCCUCUACAACGCAGAGGAAUCUUUCUAAACUGAUGCGUGCAAGUAUUCUCAAGAAGGCUGUGCUUUUGGAAGGUAGCCCUGGUGUGGGCAAGACCAGCAUCGUGGAGGCUCUAGGCUGCGCGUUAGGGGGGCAUGUGGUGCGUAUCAAUCUCAGUGAACAAACCGACAUAAUGGAUUUGCUGGGGUCAUUUCUACCAUGCCCAAACAACCAAUCUGAGGAACUAGAGGAUUCACAGUCUUGUGAUCCCAUGUCGCAGGCAUGCCCGCAGUUCGCUUGGUCUGAUGGAAUUCUUUUGCGCGCUUUAAAAGAGGGUGCAUGGGUAAUUCUGGAUGAACUGAACUUGGCCAGCCAAUCCGUCUUAGAAGGUUUAAAUGCCCUUCUUGAUCACCGUUCCACCGUUUUCAUACCUGAAUUAAAUGAAGAGUUUCGUGCACAUGAAAACUUCCGUGUGUUUGCAUGCCAAAACCCUCUCAUAGAGGGUGGUGGUCGAAAGGGUCUGCCUCGCAGUUUUUUGAAUCGCUUUGUACGCGUCCGCGUGGAUGCAUUUCAAACGGAAGACUUGAUUGCCAUUACCAAAACUAUUUGCCCAAGUGUAAAUGAGGAAAUUUUAAAAAGAAUCGUGGCUUUUGUGGAGGCAUUGCAGCGGGAAACAAUGGAAAGACGAAGCUUCGCGAUCCGGGGAAGUCCAUGGGAGUUUAAUCUACGCGAUGUGCUGCGGUGGGUAAAUUUAAUGCAAGCAUACGACUUGCGCGACAAGCCAACCUACUUUGCAGAUAUGCUGUUCCUGCAGCGCAUGCGUACGCACGAGGAUGAAAAACGAUGUCUGCAACUACUAGCAGAGUAUUUCCCUACUACCGAUGAUAUCCUCCCCUCAAGUGAUUCCGACUUUUUAAUUCAUGGGGAUUCUAUCUGCUUCGAAAAGCAUCGUCUCGCAGGGCGCUUGGCAUCAGAUGCCAACGAUGUUGCUUCUACAUCGUGCGAUAAAGUCCCCACAAUCAUGCUACUGCCCUCGCAAACUCGCGUUGUAAAAUCUUUGCUCAUUUGUGCAGAACAAGUCCAGUUCGUGCUUCUUGUUGGACCUUCUGGUGCAGGGAAAACGUUUGCCCUCAAAACUGCUGCAUCCUUAGUAGGCGCUAAGCUUGUAACGUUUUCCAUGACUGCUAGCUGCGACACCGUUGAUUUGCUUGGAGGCUUUGAUCAAGUGGAGGGCCAACAAGGUCAAUUCGAGUGGCGUGAUUCCCUGCUACUCGAGGCAAUGGUGAUGGGUUAUUGGCUAGUUCUGGAUAACGUCAAUUACUGCAAUGCGAGCGUUCUGGAUCGUCUAAAUCCGUUAGUGGAGCCAAAUGGCUCGCUUUCCGUCAGUGAGCAAGGUCUCGUGAACGGCCAGAUACGUGUGAUACGACCGCAUCCGAAUUUCCGCCUCUUCGCCACACUCAACCCAAAGUACGGUGAUAUAUCAAGGGCUAUGCGUAAUCGAGCUGUGGAGCUCUUCAUGCCGCCUGCACCGAUUCCCUCACCUGAAGCCGCGAUGCUGGAGGUUGCCACGCAUCCGGAGGUGAACAUUGAUGUUGCCAGAGAGGAUGAAUGGCUGAGCAAAAUUAUGAGGUUCCACAGCGUGUUUCUUAAGGCUGCCUUUGGCGUGGACUCCACUAAACCGGCAUCGGGCGCAUUAAGUGAUGCACUGGCUGCGGGUGCACCUAAUAUUUACACCCUACAGCGUUCUUGUGCGAUUCUCCGAGCUAACCUCGGCGAUGCGGCGAGCGACGACCUGAAGGAGGUAGAAAAAUGCAUUUUGCACCGCUACAUCAACAACCGCAGUGGUCCAUGGAUGUACAAAAAAGAAGAGCUGGUUGACAGCCUUCAAGAAAUUCUCAACUUGACGUUUUCUCCGCAAAACACGCACGUUGCGGCGAGAGAUUUGGUUGCCGCUUCACAACUUAAUUAUUCAGGUGUAGACACUUCGGAGGUCCUUGAAAGACAACGUGUGGCACGUCAAGCCCUUGCACUCCGCAAGCUCUCUACAGGUCCCAUUCAGUUGGGUGACGAUGGAACUCUUGUUGAUGUCGUCGAUGUUGUAUUUCAUUUUGUUUUAGAGCAAUCAAACGACAGUGUGGUGCUGCCUGGACUCUCGUUCAAACGCCGAAAAGUGUUGCGUGACCUAUUUCCGAGUAAGGAGUUCACCGAAUUAGAUGAUCUCUUGUGUGAAACAUACUGUGGAUCUGGUAUGUUAGAUAGUCUUUACUGUCAGGCUGCGUUUCGUAUUGGCCCGCGCUCUUCACUGCUAUCGAGCAUCAACCCCAAAGUGCUUGCUAACCAUCCUGAGAAGGUCGUCCUGACCGGAUCAGCCUCGGUGAACCAAAGUCUCACACACGUUCUUCACGCUGUUCAAAAACACCUCGUGAUUCUCACAUCGCCUUUGGAAUUCCAAAACAUUUCAUCUGUGUUGAUCCCAUUUUUGGAGCAUCUAAGCCGUCUGGAUUCGUUAUCGUUGGAUAAUUAUGUUUCUGUCACCACCCAAGCCCUUCUGCUCCGUAGUGUAUCUAUGGAACUUUGCUCGCACCCAUCCGAUGGUUUCUCGGAGAUUUCACAAGCCUUGGCAGACUUCAUCGAUUCCAUUCGAAGCUAUCUGGAUUUGCCAUUUUCUUUGAUCGGAGGGUUGAGCGUGAUGGAAGGAUUUGUACCACACCCGCAUAUUACUACCAAGGAAGAGCGGAGCUUGCUUUCCCGAUGGCAGAAUCGAAUUGAAACCGAAAAAGAGCAGGCUGCUGACAAAUCAAGAACCCAAUCGCGGCAAAUAUUGCAGCAGCUUUGGGAAGUCGCCGCAUAUAGAGCGGAACAUGAAACCAUACAGCUUUUGCUGAGCUUGCUUGCAAUGGGGUCUUCCGCACAUCCCGGAUGGAAUUCCCAUCUGCGCAGCCUUUGCCGCUCCAUUUCCAUCCUGCAAGAUCAAUACAUGAAUAAACUUUUAUUAUUUAGCGAGUUGGAGAUGGCCUUGUGGCGAAGCUUGCUCAUGGUGAGCGCGCAGGAGGCUGAGGAGGCUAUUCAGCAGUGUGCGCCCUUGCUGAUAUGCCGUUUCAUCACGCGCUAUGGCCUCAACGCCGUCGCGCAUUUGUUUCCCGGCUCGUGGGUGAACACCGCCACGCGAUGUCUGAAAUACGCCUCAAAAGUAUCCGUACUGGCGAUUGGGCAGAGCUCGAAUGAUUACACGCACUCGCUUUCCGGAUUAGUUGGCUUCCUGAGUGCCUGCCCGGUUGCUCCUCCUCGACUCUUUUCGGUGUGGAAGCGGAAUGCUCAGCGGGAGCUUCCCACAUUGGUUCGGGCUUGCUUCUCGGAAGAGACGGUUUUGGGCAAUUGCGUCCUGCCGUUAGAUGCUCCCGAGUCUCGGCUGGUGGCGCUUUUAGAACCAGUUCGGAGCUUAUUACUUUCUUCAUCGGGUACGUUAUCAAAUAAUGCCGUCAAAUCUCAGAAGGGUCUUUUUCUUAAAUUGCUGGCUUGUUUGUGCGCAGAACACGAGGACGCUAAGAACCCUCGUCAAGCCCUAACAUUUACAGCGCUGUUAUACAUUCUUAAGUGUCGUCUGUUGCUUCCUCAAAGCCCUAUUGAUCCUAUGUAUCGUCAUCAAUGUGAGAUGGAAUCCGCGAGGGAGGAGGUGCUCGUUCUCAAACGCCUUGAGGGGGUAUUCAAAUGGGCUGAGCAGGUUGCCCUGCGUGGCGGUGGCUCUCCACAAUUGCACUUGUUAACAUCCCUGCGCUCUCAGCAGCAGGAGCGUCUUCAAAAGGCCUCCGAGAAGUUCGUCGAACGCUCCGAUCAGACUGGCAUGCAGUACGCAACGCUCGUUCGACAGUUGUACCAGCUUACCAGCACCCUUCUCUCGGAUGAUCAUCUUGACGCCAUCUUUUCAGAUACCAAUUUUUCCGAGACUAUGCAGGUGGAUGCUCGAAUCAGCUGGAGUGAACUCUUGUUCCAAGGCGUAACGGAAUUGCUCACCAAGUACAGCGGUUACGAGGACGUCACCCUUAAUUUCGCACAGGCAGCCCUAUUGGCGUCCAUAGCCGCUAGGGCGAGCUGCUACGCUAGAAGCAGCGAAUCGCUUGCCGUUAAUACAUCAGCAAGCGGUCGGCCAAGCCUUCUCGGGGUUGAGGAAACCAUUCAGCUUCUGCAGUUUCCGCUAAACUUGUGGUCCCUUCCUCUCCCAUCUGUGAAACUUGUGUGCAAUGGAAGUGGUGCUGACUUGCGGAGCGUGCUGGAAUACCUGGAUGGCUCUCUUAAGAUGCUCCAGGGCUUUACUCCGCACGCCGUAGACUGGGGUUUUGUUGAAGGUCUUUUUCUAAUUUAUCGUGAGCUCUACCGCGCGGUUGAGAUUCAGGAACGGGAAGAACAGCACGCCGAUGAGAUGUCCGUCCUUUACAAGGAAAGAUCUCUAGUUAUUGAAGGAGAUGACGAAAAGCUACUGCGUCGAUUAAAAGACUUGCUUCCGAAUUACGAGCAAGAGUUCACCAACUUGGAUAAUGAUACAGGUGACCUUCCAAUGGACCGGGAUAUUCUCGCGGAUCGCGAGGAACGUGCCGCAACGACUAAUGGACGGGCUGCCAGGCACACUCGGAUAAUGUUCGAGGAGCGCGACGGGGCCUAUCUGCGUCGAUUAAUCCACACCUAUGGGGAAUUUUUCGAGAGACUUGUGGGGUGCCGCAUGGAGCCUUGUUCGGCCCGCGCGGAGCUUUUGCUGGAGUCGUUUAAAACUCGAUUUGAUGUGUUAUCCGGCGAGCUCGCUCGGUUUGGUCUCGACUCCACCGCAUCCUUCAUCGGGGAAGGGGAGGAGGGGUUGAUUUUGAACGGCUUUGCCUUCCGUGCGGAGCUUCUGCGGGUGGAUCUCAGCCGUGGGGCGACCGCCCUCGCGGCGGAGCGGCUCUCCUUGGAGGAGCGUCGUACAACGGGCUUCAACCUCUUCACCGAUGCCGAUCCCGGCGAGGUGAGUUGUUUUAGUAAACCUUUGGAGCGGCUUUUGUCGGCCGUGGAGGGGUUGGCGGCGAUCUACCCGGAUACCGUAUCGCUUCAGCGUUGCCAACGCCUCGGCCGCAAGAUUGGCGCGCUUCCCGCGCUCACCACGCCGCUCAUGCGGAUCCUCGCCGGCUGCGAGGUGCUCCUCGCGGAGUGCUACGAAUGGGAGCGAAACGCCGCGAAGGAGGUGUCGAUUAUGCCGCACAUCACCGAACUCUCCGCGUUUGUCUUACGUUGGCGUCGGAUGGAGCUGCACUGCUGGGCGCAUGUGUUUAAGGCGAAACGGGAUGAGUUUGAGAUGCGGGCCUCCAAAAAAUGGUUUCAUCUCUACGAUUUCAUCCGUGGCGCCGACGAGAGGCUUUCCGCGAUGAAGGCGACCCCCUUCCAUUCAUCAGAUGGGGAUGCCCACACGCAGUGGUUGUGUGAGCAGUGCAAUCAUCUCUUUGAGAGUCUGACCGCCUAUCUAUGGGAGGCCUGCUAUGGAGAUUUUGACAUGCGUCUACAGAUAGUUCGGAGCGUCGGACUCGAGCUUUUGGCUACGCAUGGCGCUCGAUCCCCUCUUGCCAACGUCGCCCUCCACGUUUCGGACUUCUUCGCGCAGUUUUCAGGGUUUAUACAGGAAAAAUCAUCUCAAGCGACGCGGCCGAUCGAGGAGGAGAUGAACGAGUUCACCAAAAUCAUGCGAUGGGAGGACGCCAACUAUUACGCCGUCCGCGCGACCAGUGAGAAGGUUCACUUGAAGGUAGCGCGCGCGCUGAGCAGCUUUGAGGAUGUGCUUCGAACACCCGUUCGUGUUGUUAUUGCCGAAGAAGAGCAAAGAAUUCAGGACGAUCCAUGCAUGGGAAUCCCUCUUCUAGGAUCCGUUGCACACGACGGGAAUUUAGCAACCCCAAAAGACAUCAAUGGAAAGGGGAGUAGGAAAAAUCCGAAACUUUCUGACAAUCAAAGUCACAACGUCGAUAAAAAGGCAGGCGAGGCAAAGAAUAUGAAACGACAACGAGCGAGCAAAACAACCUCGGCGUCUAAAGUAAAGGAGCCCAUCGUGGCAGCGAAUCCCUUUGAGGGAUGGCCAUUUCGCGUGAUCAUGGACGCCUAUGAGUUCUUUUCAGAGUCUACUACGGAGCUCUUACAGCGCGUGAAGGCCCUGCAAGCUCCCAAAACACCCUAUCAGAUGAAAAUUCGUGCACUCAAGACCCUUUUUGGGGUUCUGGAUGAGUUCGGGGUUCCCCACAGGCAUGAAAUCCGAAUGGGUUCGUGGGAUGUGGUGUUCAGCACCACCACCGCGAUGUUGAGCUCCCGCUCAGUCCAUAACGACCAGCUUACCGUUGUUGCCGAAUUUGAAAAAUCGGAGAAGGAGUACUACAAGUUUGUUCGUUGGCUGCAGCUGAUGCGAGAGGCAGGCCGUGGAAAGACGCAUGCGGAUCUCUCCGAGGCGCAGGUAAGGCGGGGAACCGGGAUCUCGGAAUCCCUUUUCACGCAUGCCGUGGGGCUCACGGAGUUGAUGUCUGGGUUGAGCGAUUUAACGCGCCUUUUACACACCCUGGAGGUGUUCGUGCGGUCGUGCGGGGGGGAAAGGGCAGGAAACGUGGGAGCCUCUCCACCCGUCGAGGCGGUCUUGGUGAAGGAUGUGGCGGUGUUGGAUGCCGCGAUGAAGCUGUGUGGCGCGACGCAGGCUUUCCACGGGAGUCUGGAAUGGAUGCUUUCGCAUACGGAUUUGCGCGCGUCCGAGGAGUUCGACCUCCGCGCGUCGGUGGUGGAGCUUGGAAACGAGGCGGGGCAACUCUGGCAGCUCUGCAGGACGCACGAGCCGCUCCGCCGCGGCCAGGCCCCCAUCCCGGCAACCCUCACGCAUCAAUUCAUCGCUGCCGCUCGUCGGCUCCGCGAGGUCUGCGACCGUCUAAGGGAUCCCUCACGGCCCCCAAAACCCUCCAUGGAGGGAACCCCUCCUGGUGGAACCCACAUCCCCACCGCCGCGGCGGCGCAUGGCGCGAAAAUCGCGGAUUUCCUCGCGCGAUUCGACCCCCCCGCGGCGGAUCCUCGCGACCCCGUGGACGCCAAACGACCGCGCACGGAAGCCGCCGAGGGGAAGGGGUGGGGGGUUCAACUCCACGACCUCCUCGAAACCCUCUCGGCGGCCUUCACGGACGCGCCCGUGGCGACUUCGGAUCCCAACCCCGCCGCCGCUUCCCCUUCCUCGUCCUCCAUCGUGGGGUAUAAAGGGUAUCAAGCGAGGCUGGAAGGUCUCGGGCACUCCACGCGGGUUGCCAUUGCCGGGCUCGAUGCCCUUCUCCAUCCCGGGAGUGGGGUUUGCAACGGGACGAACGCCCUCGGCGGGUUCCGUUCCCAGCUCGACGACGGGAACCCAAAUGAACUCCUACGCGACCUAUCGCGCGUCCGCGGGCUCCUACAAAGGGCUCAGAAGGCUCUUCACGAAACCUUCAACGCCCAUGUCGGUUUUGGGGUUGCCUUGACGCGUCUUUUCACGAUUUUGAUGAAAAAAGGAUUCUGCAAAACGGAGGACGACGAAGACGAGGGCGACGGCGACGGCGACGGCGGCGCGCCACGCGACGGCACCGGGAUGGACGACGGCGAGGGUGAAAAAGACGUAACGAAUGAAAUGGAAAACGAAGAUCAGCUGAUGAACAUGAAAGACAAGGAGGAGCAACCACGCGAGGAGCAGGAAAAGGAGAAUGGCGAGGACGACGAAGACCACGCGGCCGACGUCGAGACCGAUUUCCAGGCGCAGAAGCAAAACCGCGAGGAAAGCGACGCCGACGGGGAGGAAAGCGACGACGACGAGGCGGGCAGCAACCAGGAGAUGGGCAGCGUCGACGGCGAGGACGAGCGAGAUCGGAAGAAAACCCGAAAAGAUAACGACGACGACGACGAUAUGCGCGAGGACGAACACGACGGCACCGCAUCCGAGGUGCCGGAGGAUCAGUUAAUGCAAGAAGAAGGGAUCGAAGGGGAGGAGGACGAGACCGGAGGUUUUGAGGAUAAACAGAAAGAGAUCCGCGACGCGGAAGAGAAGCGGGAAGGCGAGCAUGAGCUGGUCGGGGAAGACGACCAGCACGGCGCGUUAUCCGACGAUCUCGACGACGAUAGCAGCAGCGGGAGGUCGCGAUCGGACGAAAGCGGCGAUGAAGCGUCAAACGCCGGGGAGGACGAGAAGGCUUCUGAUGAUGAAACGGAUUCCAAGCAAGAAUCCGAGGACGGGGAAGGGGGAUCGGAAGGUCGUGAGGAUAUGGAGGCCACCACGGAUAGUGAUCAGGAAAACCAAGAGGAUGCCGACAAGCAACAAGAGGUGGAUGUCGACCGCGAGGACCUCUCCGGCGAGGAUGUUGAGGAUCUCGACAGUGCGGAGGACGACGGCAAAGACGAAAACGUCUUCGAGGGCGGCUUCCAGGACGACGAACACGGCGAGGAGGCCACGAAACGGAAGGAACGCGAAUCCGAUGCCGCGCGGCAGCAGCCCGAGGCGACCGGGAAUGAGGAGGAUCAGCCGAAUCAGCAACAGGAGCAGGAUGAUGCGGGGCGGAACUGGAAGAAACAACAGGAGCAAAACCAGCAAAUGCAACGCAAGGAUGACAGCGAGAGAAAACGCGCGAACCACAACCCUUAUCACGCCAUCAAAGAGGCUCUUCAACGCCACGAUCGUCAAACCCAGCAACUCGACCUCAACCAACGCGUGCAUGUCCAAAAAGAGGAUCCGAGCAAAAACGCGAAGGAGGACCGCGCGAAUCCCGACGUGGAGAAGCCCGUGGAGGAACGCCCAGACGCCUUUGAGUUCGACGAGGAAGGCGAGCAGGAAGGGGUGGCCGCCACGGACGAGCAGCCGAACCCCUCGAAGGCCGACGAGGCCGAGCAAAACCUCGGCGAUGCAGGCGAAACCCCCCUUAGCGAGGAUGAAACCACGAAAGCGGAGGAGGACGAAGCAGAUCGCGCGGCGGUUCCGGAGGAUGUUUCGCGGCGACGACGCACCCAGGCCGAGGAGAUCACCCAAGAAGAGGAGGAAGGGGGGGAUCCAGGGGAGGAGACGAAAAAGAAGCGAAAGAGCAGGCAGACGGUGCGUCUCCUCGCCCGCUCCGAUCCCGACGAGGAGGAGGAAGAAGACGCGGAAGCGGCGGAAUCGGCCGCCGAGGAGGAUUCCCACGCCGUUGACGAGAAACUCGAGCGCGGGCGACGCCUCUGGCAGGAGCAAGAAGCCGCCGUCGAGGGCCUCUCGCAGCAGCUGUGUGAGCAGCUCCGCCUCGUCCUCGCCCCCACCCGCGCCGACAAACUUCAAGGGGAUUAUAAAACCGGCAAACGACUGAACAUGAAGCGGAUCAUUCCUUAUAUCGCCUCACAAUUCAAAAAAGAUCGCAUCUGGCUUCGUCGGACGAAACCGAGCAAACGAACGUAUCAGGUGAUGGUCGCCUUGGAUGAUUCGCUGAGUAUGCAGUGCAACCGCGCCGGGGUGAUCUCCUUCCGCGCCGUUGCCCUCCUCGCGAAGGCGUUGCAGCAGCUGGAGGUGGGGGAGAUCGGGAUCGCGGGAUUUGGGAAGGAAACGAGGAUUAUCCAUCCCAUGGAGGAGGCCUUCGUCGGGGAUAGCGGGGCGCGCUCCUUUAGCGAGAUCACCUUCACCCAAACAAGCACCAACCUCCGACGCUUUUUGGAAACAACCUUGGAUUACCUCGACGCCGCGCGCGAACGCGCGGAGGCGCAAACCCGCUCCACCACACAGCAGCUUCAGCAGAUUCUUUUCAUUAUCAGCGACGGGCAAAUCACCGAGGAUCGCGCGGAGCUCCGCAAACUCCUCGUGCGGGCGGAGGAAAACCACCAGAUGGUCGUCUUCGCCCUCCUCGACCUCAAACUGGACGGGGCGAAAGGGCAGGAAGGGGAGGCGGAGGCGGCCGCCACGGCGAAACCACUGCAGCCGGCCGACGUGAAAGGCCUCUCCACCGCGGAGCGGUUGCGUCGGCUGAAGGCCGAUCGCGAGGCCCGUCUGAAACGCGUGCAAUCCAACUCGAUCUUGGAUAUGCAGAUUGUGGAGUUCAAGCAGGGGAAGGUGAUUCGUCGGUUGUACAUGGAGGACUUCCCUUUCCCGUACUACCUCAUCGUGCGGGAGCUCGAGAGCCUGCCUGAGGUUAUCGCAGAUGCCAUGCGGCAGUGGUUUGAACUGUUAAACGCUAAAUAA